Molecule: messenger RNA, 912 nt
Organism: Aureobasidium subglaciale EXF-2481
Lineage: Eukaryota; Fungi; Ascomycota; Dothideomycetes; Dothideales; Saccotheciaceae
Exons: 2
Coding region: 1-912 (303 amino acids)
Source: RefSeq, a predicted model, not a curated record
AUGGCUGCCAUCGCUGCUCGUCUCACCACAAAAGCUCUCAAGACCGACCUGCUCGAACUCGACUUCGACCCAAAGCUGGUCCAGCAAUUCGUGGAUACACCCUACAGAGUCGACUUCGCCGCAGCUCUCCUCAAGUCCCACGCCCUCUCAUCUUGCAAACCCAGAAGAGGCAGAUACACUACUACAUGUCUCUACAAAAGACCCAGCCAGCAGCCCUGGGUCAUCUACGACCCAAACAAGCACGACCCAAUCCUCGAUGCGGACACCUUGAAGCUUGUGGUCAGAUUCGCCAAAUAUAAGCCAGGUCACCCGCGCUUUUUGGAGUAUAAUACCGAGACUACAUCGCUCCGUUUUCGCUCAGCCAGACUACUCCAAGGUUUACGGAUCAAGUAUACGGCCGACGGACCUAUGCUUGAGAAGUUGGCAGAAGUGGAGAGUGAGAGUGAGGAAAAAUCGAGUGUUGAUGGUGAGGAAGAAGAACCGGAGGAGAGUGCUUCGUUGACUAAGAAGAGAGCUAUCUUGUUGACUAGCAAGAAAGCUGUCGUGUUGACUGGAGAGGAAACUGUCACCUCGACCAAGGAGGAAGCUAUCUCGUCCACCAAGGAAAAGGCUGUCACGUCCACCAAGGAGAAAGUUGUCUCGUCUAAAGGAAAAGCUACCUCAUCGACCAAGAAGAAGGCUACCCCAUCGACCACGGAGAAGGCUACCCCGCUGACCAAGAAGAAAGCUGCAUCGAUGAGUAAGGCGAGAGCCACCUCGUCAAUCACGAAGAAAGUCGUCUCGUCAGUCAAGACGAGAUCUGCCUCAGCGAUCAAGAAGGAAACUGCCUCGGCGACCAAGGAAGAAGCUGAUUCGUCGCCCAAGGUGUCCGACAGUGAUUCUGAGCUUACAGAUCUGGAAUCGGAUGAUUGA